Messenger RNA from Amphimedon queenslandica, 2180 nucleotides. RefSeq lists its product as uncharacterized. The transcript is spliced from 17 exons. The record is from RefSeq and is a predicted model, not a curated record. The coding region runs from base 88 to 2025 and encodes 645 amino acids. NCBI's taxonomy places the organism in Eukaryota, Metazoa, Porifera, Demospongiae, Haplosclerida, Niphatidae.
AUUAAUUAGCGCUAGAUCUAACUUGCCUUUCAUAGUCGUAGCAUGAGCUAUCUAUUAUGAGCUAUCUAUUAUGAGCUAUCUAUUAUUAUGGAAGUGUUGCAGAAAUACCUUUGUAACUCUGGUGUAGAUGAGAUAGAUUUGGAAACUAAAAUAGUCCCUCAUUUUUGGAAAAAGGGUUUUAAAAAAAUCGCCGAUUUUGAGUAUUUAGAAAAACAAGACCUUGAUGAUUUAGAUGCUAAUGAUUUAACUAAAAGAAGACUGUGGAAGCAUGUUUGCCUUGGCCUUCACCCCGAACCGACCAUAGAAGACGAAUUUGAUCAAGACACUGAAAUAUAUAUAAGAUACAUCUUUUGCAAUUCUGAUCUUUUUGCAAAUGAUAUAGCUGAAAUGAAUCUUGUCAAAAUAAAACCAUUAAUGAAGCUGGAUGAAAUUACAAGUAUGAUAUGUAGUGAAAAUAAAAUUCCACAAGAAGAAGUGAUUGAGCUAUAUUCAAGUCAUGGAUAUCCAUUACAAAAUAAUGAAAUAACUGGACAAAGUAUCAUAAUUUCUUGGAAAUUGGAGGAUGGUGAUUUAUUCUAUGUAUUAAGAAGGUUAAAAAAGCAACCACGAAUGAGGGAAUUUGUCUCAUUACCUGAACUAGAUCACUGUGUUGGUCAGGAAACUUUAAUAAUUGAAACUCCUUUCCAUGGAUCCUUCUCAGUUAAUGCAUACUGUGAUUCACCAGAAGACAUUGCACAAAAAGUCUACAGUGUUACUGGCAUACCUGUACCAUUUAUGUCACUUUAUGUGAGGCGAGGAUAUUUUCAUGAGCAAGUGACAGCAUUUACAGAGCUGAAAGAUCAAGAUCACAUUAGGGUUAUACUGCGAAGCCCAUUUGAAAUUGUUUUGAAGCCUCUCUCUAUCCAUUAUGGCUGCCAAACUUAUAAUUUUUUGGUACCCCAAACAAAAAAAGGAAUCACAAAAUUCUUUUCGAUUCUUAAAUUUAUUUGUUCACCUAAACCCCAUAAUAAAGAAUAUGACUUUGAAAGAUUCCAGUCUUUCUUAAUGACAUUCACUGAUUUCCCUCCUCUGGUCUAUGCAUUACAGAAUCUGAAAGAAUUUUCAUUCCUCACAAUAUCUGGCUGGACUGCAUUAAUUGAGGGUUUCUAUUUGCUUUUCAAAACGAUUCUUGACACUUUUGCUACAGUAAGUAGGGAUCAAAUUUUUGAAUAUUCAGACUACAUUCUUUCUAUGUUCAUACAUAAAUCACAUGAUAUUGAAGAAACAUGCACAGAAACACAGCACUGCUCCUUAGUUUGCCCUUUAUCAGGAACAAGAAUACAUCAACCAGUUCGUGUAGAUGUAGAUAUGACACAAGGUCCCUUUGAUAAAGAAAACAUCCUAGCAAAAAUUGAAAGUGAUAACAACUUCGAACAGUUUGGAAGGCUUACAAAAGAACAGUUAAAGGAUGAUGUUGAAACUGCUAAGCUUCUGAUGUAUUUUCCAUGGGAAACAGAUAAAAAAGUAUGUGUAUGGACAAAUCCACCAAAAUAUGUCAAACCACCAAAAGUUUGUAGAAAGGUGGAUGUGUUUUUUAAGUGGUAUGACAUGCUACACUCAUUAUCAGAGUUACAUAUACUCAAUCCUCAAGGAUUGUAUGGAGACGAAUGUUUAACAUACAAUAGUGAAGCACAUCUAAUCUAUUUUCCUGGCUCAACAAAAAGUACAGACAAAAAACAUAAAGCAGUAUUCUACAAUGCAUGUGCUGAUGCUGAACGCAACUACCAACAAGUAAUACAUAAAGCAGAACUUGAGAAAAUUGGAAACUCAGGCCUUGAAUUGCAAGUUACUUCUGAUAUAAAAAAAGUAAUCAAAAAAGAUAGUCAUGUCAUUCUAAACUAUGAUAAAAUAAGAAAAUCAGUUGUCAUUUCACCUGAGAAAAGCAUACAGUGGGAAACAGAAGAAGCAGUUGUCAUAUUAUUGGAUCAACGUAGUUCUAUGAGAAACACAAUUUUCAAAGAAAUUGGAGACAUGAAAAGUGAUUGAUGCUGCUAAACAAUUGUGUUACAGUUUUGCAACACAAUCUCAAGCAUACAAGCUUGCAUCUUGCUCUGGGACUAACUAUAUUUGGGUCAGAAACCAUUGUAAAACUAAAAGUCACAAAUAGAUUUAACACUGAAGAAUUUGAGACUACCUUAAAU